Messenger RNA from Emiliania huxleyi CCMP1516, 1029 nucleotides. RefSeq lists its product as hypothetical. Lineage: Eukaryota; Haptophyta; Isochrysidales; Noelaerhabdaceae. The transcript has 4 exons. Bases 1 to 1029 code for a protein of 342 amino acids. The record is from RefSeq and is a predicted model, not a curated record. Gene Ontology annotation, molecular function: phosphatidylinositol transfer activity.
AUGCUCGGCUCGCUGCUGUCGACGGCGAGCUUGCCGCAUGGCGAGGCCCUCCAGCAGCUUCGCGUUUGGCUGCAGAUCGUGAACAGCGUGGCGCGUGCAGGGAUCUCGCUGGGUGAGGACGAGGAGGCGGUGCUGGACGACGACCUGGCCUGCUGCCGCUACCUGGUGGCGCGCGGCUGGGCCGUCCCUCCUGCUGCUGACAUGCUGCACGCCGCCUUGCUGUGGCGGGUGCGCCGUUCGCCUCCGGGCCCGCUCUGCGACCUCGACUCGGCCGACGGCGCCUUUCUGCGGCUCGAGGGCGGCCGGGGCAAGGUCUACGUUCCGGACGGAGUGGACUGCCAUGGGAGAGGCGUGCUCGUGCUCGACAACUCGGUGCAGCGCUCCGGCUCCUCGCUGCAGGCCUCGAUGCGCUACUUCGCCUUUUGCAUCCAGCUCGCGCUGCGGCAGGCGGAGCUCGCGCGCGCGCGUGGCGGUGGCGAGGGAGGGGCGCCUGCGCCCGGGCUGCAGGCCCCGCCGCCGGACAAGCUGCUGAUCGUCAUCAAGCUGCACCGCUUCUCGCUGCUCAACUCGCCGCCGCCCUCGCACGCCAAGGAGACGCUCGAGAUGCUCAUGAACCACUUCCCCGAGUCUGCGGGCCUCGCCGUCGCCUGCCCACGCCACAUCAUCGUCUACCGACCGCCGCGCGUGUUCUCCGGCCUGUGGGCCUUCUCCGCGAAGCUCAUCGACGCGAAGAUGCGCUCCAAGGUCCACUUCAUCUCCGGAUCCGUGGCCGACGGCUCCGCCAACGAUGCGCUGAUGCGGCGGCUGGCGGGCGACGGCUGGAAGCAGCUCUGCGGCUGCGAGCAGCCCUUCGUCUCUCCUGGCUGCACCGAGGGCUUCGAGCCGGACUCGUACUGGCGCGGCGUCGUGCAGCGCGAUCGCGCGUGGAGCGCACUCCGCGGGCCGAAGCCGACGAAGGGGAGCACACAGCUGUAUCAGCUCCUUACCGCCUACGUUUACGUCGACGUUCGGACCGGCGUAAAGCCGUAG